UCCCCCUCUUCAUUCUACUCAAGAGGAGUCUAAACAGUAGUAUAUCGUGGGCUGAAAAAACAGUUACCCUUUGUAUCCAGAUUGGUAUGGACUUGUUGUCCGGGACGUAUAUAUUUGCGGUCCUGUUAGCAUGCGUCGUGUUUCAGUCUGGCGCCCAGGAGAAGAAUUAUACAGUCCAAGAAGAAAUGCCAGAAAACGUCCUGAUAGGCGAUUUGUUGAGAGACCUCAACUUGUCGCUUAUUCCCGACAAGUCCUUAACCACUCCUAUGCAGUUCAAAUUAGUUUACAAAACCGGAGAUGUACCAUUGAUUCGCAUUGAAGAGGGUACUGGAGAGAUCUUCACUACUGGCGCACGCAUUGAUCGUGAGAAAUUAUGUGCUGGAGUCGUAUUGGAUGCCCGUUGCUUUUACGAAGUAGAGGUUGCUGUUUUGCCAGAUGAAAUAUUUAGAUUGGUUAAGAUACGCUUUCUGAUAGAAGACAUAAAUGAUAAUGCACCAUUAUUCCCAACAACUGUUAUCAACAUAUCAAUUCCAGAGAACUCGGCUAUAAACUCUCGAUAUUCUCUUCCGGCAGCCGUUGAUCCUGAUAUUGGAAUAAAUGGAGUCCAAAAUUACCACCUAAUUAAGGGUCAAAAUAUUUUCGAUCUUGAUGUCAUUGAAACACCAGAAGGUGACAAGAUGCCCCAGCUGAUUGUUCAAAAGGAGUUAGAUAGAGAAGUGAAGGAUACCUAUGUGAUGAAAGUAAAAGUUGAAGAUGGUGGGUCUCCUCAAAGAUCCAGUACAGCUAUUUUGCAAGUAAGUGUUGCUGAUACAAAUGACAAUGGCCCAAUUUUCAUUGAGGAGGAAAUUGAAGUCAGUAUACCAGAAAAUGCUCCUAUAGGUUCUUCAGUGACACAGCUCCAUGCCACAGAUGCUGAUAUAGGUGAAAAUGCCAGAAUUCACUUUUAUUUCAGCAAUCUAGUCUCCAACAUCGCUAAGAGACUGUUUCAUCUUAACACCACUACUGGACUUAUCACUGUCAAAGAACCACUGGAUAGGGAAGAAUCACCGAGCCACAGGUUAUUGGUUUUGGCAACUGAUGGUGGAUCGACACCAGCAAGAGCAAUGGUACUGGUAAAUGUUACAGAUGUCAAUGAUAAUGUCCCAUCAAUUGACAUAAGAUACAUUGUCAAUCCAACCAAUGGCACUGUGCUUCUUUCAGAGAAUGCUCCACUAAACACUAAAAUUGCUCUCAUAACUGUGACGGAUAAGGAUUCUGAGCAUAAUGGUCGGGUGACAUGCUUCACAGAUCAUGAAGUUCCUUUCAGAUUACGGCCAGUAUUCAGUAAUCAGUUUCUCCUGGAGACUGCUGCAUUUCUUGAUUUUGAGUCCACAAAAGAAUAUGCCAUUAAAUUACUGGCCGCUGAUGCUGGCAAACCUCCUUUGAAUCAGUCAUCCAUGCUCCUGAUCAAAGUAAAAGAUGAAAAUGACAAUGCUCCAGUUUUCACCCAGUCUUUCAUAAGCCUUUCUGUUCCUGAGAAUAAUUCUCCUGGUUCACAAUUGACAAAAAUCAGUGCAACAGAUGCAGACAGUGGACAAAAUGCUGAAAUAAGCUACAUGCUAGGUUUUGAUGCACCACCUGAAUUCGACCUGGAUUCUCGUACAGGCAUCCUGACUGCAGUGAAGAAACUAGAUAGAGAAAAACAGGAAAAAUAUUACUUUACAGUCCUGGCACAGGACAAUGGAAUUCCACCCUUAACGUCCAAUGUCACUGUCUUCGUAACUGUUCUUGACCAGAAUGAUAACAGCCCAAUUUUCACUCACAAUGAGUAUAACUUCUAUGUUCCUGAAAACCUUCCAAGACAUGGCACAGUAGGGCUAAUAACUGUGACUGAUAUUGAUUAUGGAGAGAAUUCUGCAGUUAAUCUCUCGAUCUUAGAUGUGAAUGAUCAGUUCACUAUUGAUUCACAGUCUGGUGUCAUCAGGCCAAAUAUUUCAUUUGACAGAGAAAAACAAGAAUCUUAUACUUUCUAUGUAAAAGCUGAGGAUUGUGGUAGGGUAUCACGUUCUUCAACUGCUAAAGUAACCAUUAAUGUGGUUGAUGUCAAUGAUAACAAACCAAUUUUUAUUGACCCUCCUUCCAAUUACUCCUUCGAAUGGGUUCUACCAUCCACAGAUCCUGGCACAGUCAUCUUCAAGGUUGUUGCAAUUGAUGAUGAUAUUGGCAUGAAUGCAGAGCUUCGUUACAGCAUUGUUGGAGGAAACACAAAAGGACUGUUUAUGAUUGAACAAAUAUCAGGCAACAUCACGUUGAAGGAUAAGUGCAUGGUUUCAGAUCUUGGUUUACACCGAGUCAUAGUCAUGGCUAAGGAUUUAGGGCAACCUGAUUCUCUAUUCAAUGUUGUAAAUGUCAAUUUCUUUGUAAAUGAGUCAGUGCCCAAUGCUACACUGAUUUACGAACUGGUGCGCAAAAGCAUUGAUGCACCUGCAAAUCAAAAUACUGAAACAACUAAUUCAUCCUCACCAACCACUGACUAUGUCAAGAUCAUGGUUGCCAUUGUUGCUGGCACGAUAACUGUUGUCCUAGUUAUUUUCAUCACUGCUGUAGUAAGAUGCUGCCAACCACACCUUAAAGCUUCUCAGAAAAACAAACAGAAUUCUGAGUGGGUUACUCCAAACCCAGAAAACAGGCAGAUGAUUAUGAUGAAGAAGAAGAAGAAGAAAAAGAAGAAACAUCCCCCUAAGAAUCUGCUGCUUAAUUUUGUUACUAUUGAAGAAGCAAAGCCAGAUGAUAGUGAAAAUGAGAGAAACAGUGUCACAUUAGAUCUUCCCAUUGAUCUGGAAGAGCAAACCAUGGGCAAAUACAACUGGAGCACCACACCUACUACUUUCAAGCCUGAUAGCCCUGAUUUGGCUCGACACUACAAAUCUGCCUCUCCCCAGCCUGCAUUCCAGAUCCAGCCUGAAACACCCCUAAACUCAAAGCACCACAUUAUUCAGGAACUGCCUCUUGAUAAUACCUUCGUUGGCUGCGAUUCUAUCUCCAAGUGCUCCUCCAGCAGUUCUGAUCCCUACAGUGUUUCUGAGUGCAGCUAUCCAGUGACAACUUUCAAGGCCACUGUGUCUGUGCAUACCAGACUGGCAAUGAAGGAGGUGGUACGAUCUCACACACCCAUGAAAGAUUCAAAUACUGUGGAAAUCUGGACUCAUCCACAUCCACAGCGGCGAUCUGAUGGAAAAAAGGCAGGAAAGUCGCAGAGACGUGUCACAUUUCACCUACCAGAAGGCUCUCAGGAAAGCAUCAGUGAUGGUGGAUUGGGAGACCAUGAUGCAGGAAGCCUUCCCAGUACAUCCCAUGCACUGCCUCUUGGCUAUCUUCAGGAAGAGUAUUAUGAUCACACUGCACCAAACAAUCGCACUGAAGGUGAUGGCAACUCCGAUCCUGAAUCUACUUUCAUUCCUGGACUAAAGAAAGCUGCAGAAAUAACAGUGCAGCCAACUGUCGAAGAGGCCUCUGACACCUGCACUCAAGAAUGCCUCAUCUUGGGCCACUCUGACUCCUGCUGGAUGCCAGCUUCUCUGACCAAGCCUAGUCCUCCACAGAUAAAGACCUCUGCUAUAUGCCACAGUCCACCCAGGACCUACUCUUCAAUUCGUCGUCGCUUCAGCCCUCCAGUGACACAGACAGUCGCUAUCUGUCACAGUCCCCCUGUGACACAGGCAAUUGCACUGUGUCACAGCCCUCCACCAGUACAGGCUACUGUACUCCGCCAUAGUCCACCACCAGCACAGGCCUCUGCAGUCUGCUACAGCCCAACUCUGGUACAGGCUGUGGUAAUUCACCGCAGUCCUCCUCUGCCCCAGGCUGCCACACUCCAUCGCACUCAGGCACAACCACCAAUGGGCUUGCAGCAAGGAUGGGUGCAGGGUGCUGGAGCAGAUGAACUGCAUCCUAUUGAUCAGGAAGUACAGGGUAGUACAAGAGCUCAGUUUUACACUAUGGCUGAAAGAGAUCACCCCGAUGAUGACUCAAUUAAAGUCAUUCCCUUGACCACCUUUACUUCAGGUAAACAGGCCAGAUCCUCAAGAGGUGAUUCUCCCAUCAUAGAGGAACAUCCAUUGUAAAGCCUAUAUGGAUACAUCACAUCUUCAAUAAGAUGUUUAUAUACUCAAAUAUUAACAUUCAAUUUUAAUGAAUAUUCCAAAUCGGGAGGUUUGUAAAUAACUAUGUAAAUAGAAACAGAUACCAGGAUAAGACUAGAGCUAGACCCUUAGUCAAAAGAUGAUAAAAUAAAUUCAAAAUUUAAUUUGGACUGUGAAAUUUCAAAAGACAUAAAUAAAGACUUUAUAUUCCUAUGUACAGAAAGGCUUAUCAUGAAAAAAGUUAAUAUGUAGUAUAUAAUAUUUCUGAUGUACUCUGAUGAAUUUUUAUUUUUUACCACCAUGUGCAAUAUUACUGAUUUCUUCUUGUCUGAUUUUUGUGAAUUCAGUAUGUAGUUAUUGGGAAAUUGUUCAAGAUCUGAUUUUCCAAGUUUACGUUGAGUUUACAGCUUUGUCUUUAGGUUUUUGUAAAUAUUGUAAAUUAGACGGCACAGUUCUAUAGCCUUUUUGUUUGUCUUUGUUCUAUUUAUCUUAGUUGCCUUUAGUUUUUAAUCGUCCAUAUUUCUACCUUUAAGAAUGUACAGUAAGAGCUGUAUAUAAAAUAUUUUACAGUUUUUGUCUCUAUCCCUGUUUUUUAUGUUUUCUACCUUUAUUUCAAGAAUAUAUUGAUAUAAUUGGUAUAUACACUUUUUUUUUCAAAAAGAACAUAUAUAGACUGUACAGAACUAGGCUUCAACCUAUUUCUCUACUCUUUAGUAGAGUUCGAGACACUGAAGUGCAAUAGCUAUGCCCAAAUUAGGCAAGUAUUAGCCAGAAUGGGCCUGUGCUUUUUUUUUUAUAUUUAUAUAUUUUUGUACUAUAGUAUAAAGUACAUCAGAAAUAUUAUUGUAUAUGUCAUGGUAAGCCUGUAUUCCAAUACAAAUUGGGAAUUUAUCUUCUGGAACUUGUAUAUAAAAGUCACAUAGAAGUUGGACAAUUUUAAUGAAUUAUUAACAUACAACUAUUACUGCAAAGUACUAUUUCUAAAGAUGAUUGGGAUGAUUUAAAUAUUGAUUUAACAGCUCAAUGGCUGUUAAAGGACUGAAAAAUGCUCAGCAAAAAGAACAAACAAAAUUGUACAUAAAACCCCAUACUAAAAAUAUAAGGCUAAGGGAUUGUUUUUAUCAAUCUAGCUCAAUUUACUGAAUAAAACUACUGAAAUAAAAAGAUGAAUGUCAGGAAAGAUCUUUUCAACAGACUCAAUUCUAAAUCUACCAAAUGUAUUACAACACUGAAUUUCUAGGAGAUGUACAGAGGGAGAAAUAAGGUUCAUGACUGCUUCUUGGGGUAGAUAAGCAAUACCCCAAUAACACACUGAACUACAAAAUCUUACAUAUGACAAGAAUACACUACAAGCAAAGGAUACAGUAGUAUCUGUCAUAAAUAACAGUUUCCAUUUGUUGCCUACAUAUUCAUUUCUGUUUUGUCUAUUUAACUGGCCGUUAUCUUUUGUGUGCACAUUUCACAAAUUUAGAGAAACACCACAAACUUAAUUUACCCCCAUAACAAAGUCAAGAAAAUGUCUUGUUUCAGUAUCAUACUAAACCAAGAAUUAAUUACUGUUUGGGUUGGGGGGAUCCAGAAUAUUUCGUGUUGAUUAAAUUAGAUGUAGACUUUGUAAUGUGUAACUUGAAGAUAUGUAAUUUAUGAUUAAAUUGUGUGUAAAUGUUGUAAUAUAAACUGUGGUAAAUGUAUAAUUUCAUUAGUAACAUUUUCCUAUGAAUGUUGAUAAUAGUUUUCUUUGUGUGCCCGGCAGGUUAAGUAGCGUUUUGAGAAUAUAUUGUUGUUCCCCAUGUGAAGCUGACUAGAUUGUAUAUGAUUUGGUGUAUAGAAUAACUUAACUUUUAACACCUAGAAUCUGAUUAGUGAAAUUAGUAUAAUUGUUUUUCCUUCUUUGUGUUUGUUACUGGUUCCAGGGAUUUGAGGCAUGCUGGUUUUCCAGAUGCACAAAACCCCCAAAAGAUUGAUGGUAUUUGAAACAUUAUUGAAAUAAGAUCAUGCAUAUGUAUUGAUAUUGUUGUUAUUAUUGUUGUUAAUAAAAAUUCUAAACCUGGGGAAGAUAAAGAAACCCAGAAUGACAAAAUCAGUGCUUCCAGUAGAGUUAGACUGCUGUUUUUCCUCUCAACAUACACACAAAACAGAAAAAGGGAAAAAAAAAAAAACAAAAUUGUGAAAGUGAGAACUUGUGUUAAUUAUUCAUACAUUUUCUUCUAUAACUAGUAUAGUUAUAUUCAUACUCAUAUACAAACUUGAAAGGAGAUUGAAAUUGAGGAUAAAUUUUAAAAUAAAUAAUGCAUCAGAAACCUGAAAGCUUAUUUUACUAAUGUAAAUCUGAAAUCUGAAAUUGAGAUUUUCUUUUUUGAUUAUGAGACUUACUGAAUUACUAGGGAAGCUCUUAUAUCCAUAUGUUUAACAAUUUGUGAAGUAUUUAUACCUUUCCUAGAAAUAUAGGAAUGAACAGAUAUGCUUUGUUGCCCUUUCUAAAUCUGGUUUUAUAAUCAGACUUAGACGGUGUUUAGGAAAUUAAAUGACUGGGCACUCUUUUCUGGUUGUAUACCAGAGAGAUGUUGAAUGGAAGCAGGCUAAGCAAAGCCAAAGAGGCAAGGGGUGUGAGCCCAGUUCUUCUCCCCUAUGCAUUCUCUUUCUCAGCUUCCACUAGGUAUAGCCUUGGGAACCAGAAACUUCCAUGGCUGUAGAUUUGGUGAGAUAUUUCUCAUCACAUUAUAAAUUCUUUCUUUGAAUGGAAGGACAGAGCAAUAGGUUGACAAAUCUCACAAGUGGUUCUUCUGAAAAGCAAAAUGUCCUUCUAGAACUGAAAGAUGUCCUAAUUUACCAUCAGCCAAAAAAUGUUUCCCUCAGAAAAAGAGAAAGAUUUGAUUUUAUUUGAACUUAUACAGUAAUAUGUUAUUUUCAUGUUUGCCAGACUGGUUAUUCUAUAUUGUGGCCAUAUUCUGUUAAAAGGUGACUAUUAAUUUUCUAGCUAUAGCUUUAACAUACACACUUGCAAUUGUAUUCAAACACUGUGUAUCUCAUGUGCUAAAUACAUAUACAUUCUUUUCUCAAACUUUCUCUCCAAGUUUUAACUAAUACUGUGUCAGUGUAUUAAAACUAACUUUUACAUAUGAUACAAAGUAAACAAUUUAGAGAAUAAAUUUUAUGUAGUCUCAUUUAGUAAUUUAACAUUUUAUUUUUAGUUACACAAAUCUGGUUAGAAAAUAUAUUGUUAAAUGAUCAGUGCUAUUGUGCAAUGGUGACAGUAUGAAGAUCUUCUGCCUUCUCAAACUAAUGUUUGUCACACACAUUCAUUAAAAUGGUAAAAUAGUAGACUAAAUAGAUCCAGGAUUGGGCAGUCCUUAAAACACAAUCAUGUCAUAUACAUGAAGAUUACUUUUAGUCCUGAGUAAAUUACAUUUCAUUUACCUCUAAGCAUAUUUAAAGUUUUCUUUAAUAUUUUAUUAAGGCUUAAUGUGGAUAUAUCUAAUAUACAUUUAUAAAGCUAUGAUUUCCUUUAUGUUCUUUUGAUUUAUGAUUCAUUAUAUUUACACUUUGUUUUAUUUAUUUUUUAUAAGCCAAGCUUUAGUUACAUUGAAGUGAAAAUUAUUCUCACAAAUGUAGGGUACUAUUUUUGGUAUUUCCAAGUUGCCCAAUUGGCCUGCAUACUAUGGGAGCAGAGGAAAUCACUUUAUACAGAUAGAGAUGUUUUUAUAACAUGUGCCAAUUAUCACACUAUAGAAUCAUAUACAGCAAACUUAAUAUAUUCAUCCACAGUAGCUUGCUUACAAUAACUACCCAUGUGCUUUCCAUAAAUAUGAGUGUUAUAAGCACUGCAAGAUUACAAUAGUAAGACUGGAGAAGAAAAGGCUGCUCAUAAAAAUGUGUGUGCACAAAUUUAAAAAGAAGGCAAUUGUCUUGUGAUUGUAUAUGAUAAUUUUAAGAAUAAAAUUUGUGAAAUUUAUUCUGUCCCUGCUUAAAAUAUUUAAAAAUUUUGAACUGUGUAUUUAUGUUUGUAUUGGGGAAGACUCCUCCUCUGUGACAUCAUACAGCUUCUAAAAGUGGACAGUAUCCCAAAGUAUGGGAUGCUUUGGAAGUGAAAUAUUGGAAUGUUUUUUGGACCAGUAUGGCAGUAUGUAGUCCAGUGGCAAUUGUGUAUUAAUUGUUCUAUUUCAGGUUCUGUAUUGCAUGUUUUCUUAUUCAUAAAUAUAGAUAUUAAUAAAGUAGUUA
Arvicanthis niloticus (Nile rat) is the source of this 8339-nucleotide messenger RNA. RefSeq names its product protocadherin 11 X-linked (gene Pcdh11x). Lineage: Eukaryota; Metazoa; Chordata; Mammalia; Rodentia; Muridae. Gene Ontology annotation, biological process: homophilic cell-cell adhesion. The record is from RefSeq and is a predicted model, not a curated record. Gene Ontology annotation, cellular component: plasma membrane. Gene Ontology annotation, molecular function: calcium ion binding.